This is a messenger RNA of Cutaneotrichosporon cavernicola, 807 nucleotides long. RefSeq lists its product as uncharacterized. The transcript is spliced from 4 exons. The record is from RefSeq and is a predicted model, not a curated record. Gene Ontology annotation, molecular function: oxidoreductase activity. The coding region runs from base 1 to 807 and encodes 268 amino acids. NCBI's taxonomy places the organism in Eukaryota, Fungi, Basidiomycota, Tremellomycetes, Trichosporonales, Trichosporonaceae.
AUGACCGUCUCCACAAACUCUAUGACCGGUGUCGGCCUCGUCACUGGCGGUGCUUCCGGCAUUGGCGCUGCUACCGUCAAGGCUCUUCUGGACGCUGGUGUUCGUCGUGUCAUUGUCGCCGACCGUAACGAGGACCUUUUGAACAAGUUCCGUGCCGAGCUUGUCCAGACUUACCCCGACGCCGAUGUCGAGGUCGCUGUCGUCGACGUCAACGUCGAGGAGCAGGUUCAGGCCAUGGUCGCCCAGGCGGUGGACAAGUGGGGCCGUAUCGACUACUGCCUCAACUCGGCUGGUGUUGCUGGUGGCGGCUUCAAGAUUGGCGAAACUGCUCUUGAGGAGUACGAACGCGUGAUCAACAUCAAUGAGCGCGGCACAUUCCUCUCGCUCAAGCACGAGCUUGCCCAGAUGGCCAAGCAGGAGCCUCUGAAUGCCGGACCCCGUAGCCAGCGCGGCGCCAUCGUCAACAUUGCCUCUAUUGCCGGAUACAAGGCCAUCCCAGGAGGUGUAGCUUACACGACCUCGAAGCACGCUGUCGUUGGCAUGACCAAGGUCGCCGCUGUCGACUACUCUGGCCAGCAGAUCCGCAUCAACGCCAUUGCGCCCGGGUGGAUUGACACGGCCAUGACCCGGAAUAGCCCUGGUGCGACCGCCAUGCUCACGCAUGGCACGCAGCCUGAGCGCUGCCCCGCCGCCCGCCCUGGUCAGCCCGCGGAGAUGGCCGACGUCAUCACCUUCAUGCUCUCGGAGAAGGCCUCGUACGUCAACGGCACGACGUGGCAGGCCGACGGCGGCCUCAUGACUCACUAG